Molecule: messenger RNA, 1824 nt
Organism: Octodon degus (degu)
Lineage: Eukaryota; Metazoa; Chordata; Mammalia; Rodentia; Octodontidae
Gene: Pigw
Product: phosphatidylinositol glycan anchor biosynthesis class W
Exons: 3
Coding region: 142-1653 (503 amino acids)
Biological process (GO): protein localization to plasma membrane; GPI anchor biosynthetic process
Cellular component (GO): membrane; endoplasmic reticulum
Molecular function (GO): glucosaminyl-phosphatidylinositol O-acyltransferase activity
Source: RefSeq, a predicted model, not a curated record
GUUUGAGACUAGCCUCAGCUAUCAAGUUCUUGCUAUGUAGUUGAGGCAGGCCUUGAACUUUUGUAGUCCAAGCUGACCUUCAACACAGAGCAAUCCAGUGUGGCCUCAACCUCUGAGUGCUGAGAUUGCAGAAAGAAAAAAAUGUCUCAAAAGCAGAUGAAAGAAGCUUUCAUCAGUAACCUCAAUGGAACGAGCGUGCUGGAAAUCACCCAGGGCUUGUGCUUACCUGCAUUCUGUAUCUUGUGCAGGGGGCUCCUGAUCAUUUCCUUACAGCACUUGUGGUCUUUUUCCUAUACCUGGAGAACUCAAUUCUUCAUUGACUUUGUUGUCCUAGUAGUUCCCCUUAUGAUUGCUUUGACUAUUCUGUCUUCAUUUGUCUUUCUUGAACUUCUCAUCAUAAUUAUCUGUGGAGCAGGGCUGUUGUAUCAAAUAUACCAAAAGAGAACUUGCUAUGCUAGACUGCCUGUCCAGAAAAUCCUUGAAAAAUUCUUGCAAGUCAGUCUAGAAUCAGAAUACAAUCCAACCAUCUCUUGUUACCGAGUAUCUAACAGUGUAUUUGUUGCUAUUGCCAUUUUGGCUGUGGACUUCCCACUUUUCCCCAGAAGAUUUGCCAAAACCGAGCUCUAUGGGACAGGGGCAAUGGAUUUUGGAGUAGGCGGCUUGGUUUUUGGGAGUGCAAUGGUUUGUCCAGAGAUCAGAAGAAAAUAUAUGGAGGGAUCUGGAUUUUAUCAUCUUCUAAAAUCACUGUACUCUGUUUGGCCAUUAAUCAUACUAGGAGUAGGACGAUUAGUUGCUAUAAAAUCCAUAGACUAUCAGGAACAUUUAACUGAGUAUGGAGUACACUGGAACUUUUUCUUUACCGUAAUUUUUGUAAAACUAGUAACAACAAUGCUUUUUAUUGUUUUCCCCCUAAAUAAAUCCUGGAUUGUGGCCAUCAGUAUUACUGUGUUAUACCAGCUAACUCUUGAUUUAACCCCACUGAAGAGGUUGAUUUUGUAUGGCACUGAUGGUAGUGGUACAAGAGUUGGUUUAUUAAAUGCUAACCGAGAAGGAAUAAUCUCUACUUUGGGGUAUGUGGCAAUUCACAUGGCUGGUGUACAAACAGGAUUGUAUGUGUUUAGGAACAGAACACAUAUCAAAGACUGGAUAAAAGUAGCAUGUUGUCUUCUACUAGUAAGUAUUAGCCUGUUCAUAUCUCUUUACAUGGUUCAAGUAAAGGUAGAAGCAGUAUCUCGAAGAAUGGCCAAUUUAGCCUUUUGUAUGUGGAUAGUUGCUUCUAGCCUCAUCUUUCUAAGUUGUUUAUUACUGACUGAUAUAAUUUUGAGUUUUGCCAAAUUUCUGAUUAAAGGGGCUCUAGUACCAUGUUCUUGGAAACUUAUCCAGUCACCUAGUUCAAAUAAAAAGCAUUCUGAACUUCUAGUCCUCAAAGCUGAAAGAAAGGAAUCCAGUCCUUGUUUAAUUACAGCUCUGAAUAGAAACCAGUUGAUAUUUUUCUUGCUGUCAAAUGUAACAACUGGCCUGAUCAACCUAAUGAUAGAUACAUUACACAGCAGUACCUUGUGGGCAUUCUUUUUGCUUUAUAUCUAUAUGUUUACCAAUUGUUUAAUUAUAUAUGUACUUUAUUUGCAAGGUAAAACUGUGAAGCUUUGGUGAUGAAUACGGGUAGGGCAUAUUUAUAUUUGAGCAACAUAUUAAUGGAGAACGUGAGAACAGUGGGCUUUCAAAAACCAAGUCUUGACAUACUCUUGUCAUAAAAAUAAAAUUCCAGGCAGGGUGCUGCAUGCUUAUAGUCCCAGCACUUGGUAGGCUGAGGCAGGGGAUCAU